This is a messenger RNA of Microthlaspi erraticum, 741 nucleotides long. NCBI's taxonomy places the organism in Eukaryota, Viridiplantae, Streptophyta, Magnoliopsida, Brassicales, Brassicaceae. The record is from the annotation of a GenBank genome assembly.
AUGAAGGCCAUACUCACAAGCAAUGUAAGCCUUGAAGAAGGAGCAAUGAUGAUUACAAAGGAGUGUAGUGCCAUACUUCAGAAUCGCAUGCCAGAGAAGCUGAACGACCCAGGGAGUUUUGUUUUGUCUUGCAAGAUCGGUUCUACACACUUCCAUAGAGCACUUUGUGAUUUGGGUUCUAGUGUGAACUUAAUGCCUUACUCAGUGGCCAAGCUAUUGGGCAUCACUGACUUCAAACCUACAAAGAUAUCUCUAGUCUUUGCAGACAGAUCUGUUCGCCGCCCUGUUGGUGUUAUUAUGGAUGUUCCAAUCAUGGUUGGAGAUUGCUACAUCCCUGCUGAUUUUGUAGUUCUUGAGCUGGAACACCAACCUAAAGACCCUCUUAUCUUGGGAAGGCCAUUCCUAGCUACUGCAGGAGCUAUAAUAGAUGUCAAGAAUGGAAAGAUUGACUUGCAUCUUGGAGAUAUAGUGAUGAAUUUCGAGGUAAACAAGUCUAUGGAGAAACCAACUGUAGAUGGUCAAGCUUUUUGGAUUGGAGAGCUCGCAGAGACAAGAGAAGAAGUGCUGGAUGAACUCCUUCUUAUUGAUCCCUUGGAGCUAGCUUUGACAAAGGCUGAGAAUGAGUAUGGAUACAUGGAAAGAGAAGCUCAAUGCUUAGUCAAGUUCAUGGAUUCAAGGAAGCUUAUAAAAGCUGAUAGCUUAUAUGGACUUAGAGAGAGAAGAGGAAGAGCCAGACAUUGA